Paramecium tetraurelia is the source of this 2853-nucleotide messenger RNA. RefSeq lists its product as uncharacterized. The record is from RefSeq and is a predicted model, not a curated record. The transcript has 4 exons. NCBI's taxonomy places the organism in Eukaryota, Ciliophora, Oligohymenophorea, Peniculida, Parameciidae.
AUGACUGAGGCGAAGUCUAAACGCGAUUAAAUUUGGGAAGAAAAGAGAAGACAAAGAGAAGAAAGAUUAUUAAGAAUGGAAGGAUAAAUGCAAGAAAAUAAUGCAAAUUAAUUUUAACUCCCACCUCCAAGAUUCGAUGAUCAAGUUCCUAUCUCUUUUCCUUCUCAAUCUUAGGAAUAUGAACCUUACAUCCCUCCGGAACCUUAUGUACCAAUUGAAAUGAAUAGAAACCCUGAUCCACCCAGAAUGUAUUAAGGAUCAAUUCCUCAGCAAUCUGAAUUCAGGGAAUAGAGAGAGAAUAGAUCAAAUAGUUAAUUUUAAUAGCAAUCAGCAGUUUAAUAAAGUCCUUUGAAAAAUCCGAUUAAGCAAUAGUAGGACGAGUAUAGAGAAUAUUUGAAAAAACAGAUGGAAGAAAAAGAAGCUGAGAAAAGGAGAAGAAGAGAUGGAACAAAUAAUAAUCAAUAAUAAAUUCAAUAAGUUUAAUAUCAGUAAUAAUCUGUAAAUCCAGCUCCACUCCCAGCUUAACCUGUAAACAGGUAAAAACAAGAAUAUGGAGAAUUUCUAAGAUAAUAAAUGAUGGAAAAAGAAGAAUAAAAGAGACGAAGAAUUCAGUCAGGAAAUAAUCAAAACAAUUAAUAACAGUAAUAAUAAUAAAUGGUACAAUACUAAGUGUAAUAGUAACCUCAAUAAUACUAAUAAUAAAUGUACUAGCCAUAACAAUUUGAAAUAAAUUAAGGUUAUUCCUAAGGUAAUCAAUAAUCUAAUCUUCCAUAUUAACAACAAUAGCCUUAAUAAAUUGAUUAGAAUAAAUAACAAAAAUAAGAAUAUGGGGAUUAUUUAAGAAUGUAAAUGUUAUUAAAAGAGCAAGAAAAAAAUGACCGAAAGAAGAAUCUUUAAUAAAGAAUGGAAACCGGGGAUGCAUUUCCUUUUGGCAAGGGAGGAAGUGGUGCACCAUAUUAAAAAGGUGCCAAUAAUCAAGUACCUCAAAAUUAUAAUUAAUAAUAAAUAUAUCAAUAGCCAAAUUAUUAAUAGUAACAACCUUAAUAAUAUAUUCAACAGUAACAGAAUUUCUAAUAACCUAUAUAAUAGAUUCCGUAUUAACAAAGCAUUGCCACUCCUUAACAAUAUUAAUAUCAAGAAUAAGGUCUACCAUCUGGAUUUGAUUAAUAACCGAUAUUGAUGGAACCUUAAGCAGAUCCCUAAUUAAAAUAAGGUAGAAAUAGAUUAAUGUUGGAAAAUUAAAAUAUUGAUGAUAUAAAAAAGAAAGAAUUGUAGAAACUAGAAAUGCAGAGAGUCUUAUAAGAGUAAAUUGAAGAAAAAAAGAGAAAAAAAGAGUAAGAAAGGAUGUAGAAGGAGAUGGAAGAUAAAUAAGAGGAAGAGAGAUUUCGAAGGUAAAAGGAACAAGAGGAAAUGGAAAAGAAGCGAGAAGAUGAUAUGAAGAAAUAAUAAUAAGGAAAAUUUGAAUAGGAUAAUAUUGAUUUGAAAGAAAAAAGAAGGUUGGAAAGGAUCUAGGAGAGGAAGAAUAGAAAAAAUCAAUAAUAAGAGGAAGAUUAACCACAAUAGAACUUUUAGGCAUAUGAACCAUAAUAAUAGUAUAUUCCACCACCCUCACGUAAUCCUCCUCCUUCUCAACCUAAAUCAGAAAACUAUUUAAAGGAGUUCCUCAUGAAUGAAAAAAUGAAGGAAGGAGUUAGUCCGCAUUAAAGUAUCCUUGAUUUUUAUAGAAAUGGACCUCAACAAAUGAAUAAAGCAGAAAUAUAACAGAAUAGAGAAAUAGAUGAUAUUAAAAGGUAGAUGCUGUAACAAUAAGAAAACUUACAAUAAUAGAUAUAAUAAGUUAUGAAUCAAGCUCAGAUGGCAAUUGAAGGUAGAAAUAAAGCAGAGUAGGAGUUAAUUUCUUUGAAAGAAUAAGUGAAGAAUAAGUAUUUAUAAGAAGAGAGACAUCAUGAUGAUUUAAUGAUUGCAUUAGUAAAGAAUGAUCCAAAGUGGGAGAAAUAAGUGUUUCCACCACAUCUUUUAGCUUAAGCUGAAGUUGGAGCAUACAAAGAUUUGUCAAUGCCAGCAUUAAAUGAAAACUUUAAUUUUCCUAAUCUUAAUUAAAAUAAAGCACCUCCAUUUGCACCUGCUUAUGAAAGCAAACCUCUUGUUUUGAAAGAAGAAUCAAAAGAAUAAAAACAGCACUUUAGAGAACAAUUCGGACUUUAAUCAUUAGUUUCAGAUUCAAAUAUGGUUCCUAUUGAUCACAAUGCCUCUUUGGUUCCUUAAAUGCAACCUAUGAAUAAGAAGGUUUCUGAGGUUCAGUUAGAUAAGAUAGAUGAAUUGAAUGCUCAUUUUGAAGACAGUCUUAAAUUGGGGAUAGGGGAGACAUAUCAAAUAAGAAAUGACAAUUUCAAAAAGAGACCUCCUAGUAAUAAUGGAUAGCAUCCUUCUUGGAAUGUUCCUUCUAUUGACUCUGAAUUUGUAAAAGAAAUUGAUGAUCUAUUAAAAUAUAAGCCUGCUUAAUAAAGUUUAAAUCGUCCUCCCUCGGGAUUUACAAAAAAUGGAUUUGAUUAGAGACAAUUAUAACAAUCUAUCACAAACAGGCCUCCUUCAUAAACCAAUUAGAGACCACCCUCUGCUUUUGGCCGUGCAGCUCAUGGUAUAUUAGGUUCUGCGGAAUUGAAUUAUAAGGGAAUUACUUUGGACUCCGAAUUUCCUGACAUGACAAUGAUCAAAAAGGGGACAAAUACUGAAACGUUUGAUAUAGCAGGGAUUCAUAAAAGGAUGGAUCAAAAGUUGAUGCAUUUGAAUGAAAUCGAAGAAGAUGAGGAUUUACAGAAAUUAGAUAAAUUACUUUAUUAAUAUAACUAAUGA